Molecule: messenger RNA, 2655 nt
Organism: Fulvia fulva
Lineage: Eukaryota; Fungi; Ascomycota; Dothideomycetes; Mycosphaerellales; Mycosphaerellaceae
Exons: 1
Coding region: 1-2655 (884 amino acids)
Cellular component (GO): NuA4 histone acetyltransferase complex
Molecular function (GO): protein binding
Source: RefSeq, a predicted model, not a curated record
AUGACCACCCUCCCAACCGCCUACACCGCGCUCGAAUCGCUCCUUCUCUUUCAGGCCCUGCGCAAGGAUGGCGUCAAGCACGGAUGCUUCAGCAGGAUAUCAGACCAUCUGCAGAAGAUCCCGCUGAUUCGCAACGACCCCGACUACGAUGCUGGUAGACUGAGUCCCGACGCAUUGCGAGAGCUGUAUUUGCGCUUGCUCAAGGACGAGCUCAAGGCCGAUGGUGAGCGACAAACAAACGGCGGCACCCAUCUCACCAAUGCCCAUCUUUCCCCCGGCUCGAGGAAACGAAAGGCUCCCAGUCCAUCGCUGCCCACCGUCCAAGAGGCAUCGCAACAUGAACAUCUGCUUCCCCAACUGGUGACGCGACUCUACACUGCGUUUCGCGAUACAACCGUGUCGAGGAUCAAGCAGACCGAGUCCAAGUAUGCUGUCCUCAAGAACGAGAUAGACGAUAUCGAGGCCGGGAAAUGGGAUGAGGCUCUGCAACGGCAGCGGGCAUCUUCGCAGACCCAAACUCCACGCCCUUCACCAAAGCCGUCUGCCACUGCACACACCCAGCCCAAUGUCACGCGACCUGAGCAGAUCAAGGCGACCAACUCUGCCAGCGCUAGCCCGGUGCUGACGCAGAAGCCUUCAGUGGAGAAUGUGCAGGCGCCAUCGAAACGGUAUUCGCAGGCCAAGAUUGAUGCUGUGAUGAACCAUGGACCGGAACCACAGGACAGUCCAGGUCAUCGACGAGCAUCGUCAAACACCACUCUUCCACCUUUAUCAGAAAUGGCACCGCAGUCGCCACGCUUUGGUAUUCCUCCCAAGAUACCGACUUCUGUACCUCAGCAAAUGCAGCCAAUGCAACAUGGGUCUAACCAAGGCUAUACCCAUUCUCCACCUGCUGGACAUCAGUCUCCCUAUGCGCCUCCGCAUGGCCACCCUCUGUCAGGGUCAGUGCACAGUCCGCAGCUGCAGCAUUCGAUGUCCAGGCCGUCUUCAUCGCCUAGGCCCAUACUACCUCCGCCCAAAGGCAUGCAGUUUCCACCUCCUGGCUCAGUGCAGCAUACAGGGUCACCAGGUAUGCCACCGAAUCCGUACUCGCCACAACAACAGCAAUACCACCCUCAGAUGCCUCCUCAGCACCACCAGGCUCAACACCGAAUGCCGCCUGGGGUGUCACCAACUAGUGAGGUGCCACCCAGAGGGUAUCCUUCGACGCCUACUCCAGCUCAUGGCUCUGCCUACUACCAGCAACCAUUGCCAUACGACAACAGGAGGACCUCGUACCCGAUGCAGCAGCAGCCGCAGCAUCCACCACCUUACCCUCAUCAGUCACACCCAACACAGCCGCCCCAGCCAGGUGGAGGAUACAUGCUGCCACCGUUUCAUCAGGAUCCUAGCAAGCCUAUGCAGCAACAGCAACCGAUCCGACCUCAGCAAUCACCCAUGCCGAUGCAAGGACAACAUCAGUAUCCGCCACAUGGACACCACACCCCAGCCACUGCACCGAGGCUCCAGCCGGCACCACCAAGGCCAAUCUUAUCUAGCCAGUUCCUCUCAGCUCUUGCCACACCUCCGCGUCCAAAGGUACGACCGCUGUGGAAAGAAGCGUAUCGACCCUCGCUUUUGCAAACAGCGGUGGUCCUACCACCCAGGCCGGAAAUCGAGCCUCUCAGUCCUGUCCUCAAGCGUGCAAAAUCGCCCAUUCGAUCCAGCCGCUCGUCUCGCAAAGACAACGUACCUACGAUUGAGAAGCCGGCCCAAGUUGAGACAUCAUCGAAGAAGAGGGGCACUAAGAGACGUAGCAAUGUCAGAGACCGAAGCCCUCAUAGUGUGGUGUCUUCGACCGCUGAUGGCUCUCUGCGCGCACGAACGCGCAGCCAGUCUGUCAGUACCGUGGCAGGCGUGUACCCACCAUCGGAGGAUCGUCCGGCUAGCAGGAACGGGGUCAAGGCAGAACCAUCCACGCCUGCCAAUGUGCUGGAGGAUGAUGACUCAACCACGGCGCCAUCGACCGCCAAUGCGCCGGGCAUGAUGACACGAAAGAGACGUGGGACGCUUCAAUCGCAGCCUCUGCCUCCGUCCAAGCGCAAGAGGCACGAAUCUCCAGUCGCGGCUUCGGAUGAUCGCGAGACCCUGCCCACGCCUCCCAGAAGCACUACUGUUAUGGCUACUAGGAACUUCAACAAGAUGUCCUCUGCCAUCAUGAACGACAUUACGAGCCAUAAGCACGCCUCAUACUUUGCGAAAGAGGUGCGUGAUAAUGAUGCGCCUGGCUACAGCGAAAUCAUCCUCCAGCCGCAGAACCUAAAGUCCAUCCGGGCAGCGAUCACGGCUGGUGGUCGGGCGAUAGCAGCAGCAUCCUCGUCGCUAGAGUCGCCGCCGUCCGGGACACCUGGUGCAUCAACCACCACUGUCGAGCUGGAACGGGCGGCGGACCUGAUCCCACCCAAGGCUAUUGUGAAUGGUGCGCAGCUCGAAAAGGAACUGAUGCGAAUGUUCGCAAAUGCAUACAUGUUCAAUCCCGGUGAGGACGGAAUGGCUCUCUCUACUAAGGAGAUGUUCGAGGACGUCGAACAGAAGAUUAGCAAUUGGCGUGGCACAGAGCGCGAGGCUGGAGGAGAUGAUGACGACGAAGGAAAAGGCAAGCGAAGAAAGGUGUAA